CAACAAGCGCGCGCCAAAUAUGGCCGAUCGAGGAAAGACACAAUGAAUUUCUCGCAAGUUAGCAGUCAGAAUAGCUUUGUAUCAAUGUAUAAUGCACACCAACUUGUUAAAUGACCAUUUACCAGGUGAAUACAACUGCACGGAGUAUUUGGUACGUAGACACAAACAUGUGAAACGUUCAAAAAGUCGAGCCCACGAUGUUCCAACGACUUUUUUUCAAAAAUUCAAAUCUUAACGAAAGCCCAGUAAAUUCUCUCAUCCGCCGGCCUGAUCAAGUGUGAGUGAAUGGAUCAAGCCAAAUAGAAAGCCAUUAAUUUACAUAAGCUGUAUACUUUGCUAAAUUAUCUUCAUUGCUUACAAGACCUAAGGAUUACUGAGAGUCCUUCCAGUCCUUCGGGUUGAACCAGUUCACGGUGUCUUGCGUUGACAAGUUGCUUGUGGGCAAGCUUGUGAAGCGACACAAACAGCAUAUCCACUUACCUUGAUGGCUCGUUUAUGCAAGGACAUUGACCGCUCAGGCUAAUCUGUGACAAUAAUUUACGCACAUGCAUUCAACCUGGUCUUCUCAAGGCAAGUGCAUGGGUAAAUGAAAUGGGAUCAACUCCAGCCUGAAUUCUAUCCUGUCUAGGUGAGACAUGCUCUGAGAGAGUGGACAUGUGUGCCUGUAGUCCGUGCCUGCAUGGUGGGACCUGUGUGCCACGUGACGACCAUUACAUCUGUAACUGCAGGGGUUUGCUGGACCAAACUGUGAGGACUGCAAUGAGGUCCCUGUGCGGGAUACAGACUCUGACCCGGAGACACCCGGAUAUGCUCAGAACCUCGAUGUUGCUACGGCGACUGAAGGACAUGCAGACUCAACUCCAGGACAUAGUCAACCCCAGCGUGUCCGAGGAACCGACGGGGGCCUGUGUGAAGUCUCCUCCAAGUAUUACCUACACCAAGCAGUCGGCUAAAAGGUGGCAAAAACACUAUAUUUUAGCUUCGUUCUGGACAAAACGGCGCCUAUUGCAUGUUGCAUUAAAGUGUAUUUAUUCUGCAAAGGGCAAGACCCCGGUUAGAAGGCUCGAGGGUGAUAGGACUAACCUCAAAGAGAAAGUUGACACAUCGUUACAGAAGUCUGUGACAGAACGCUCAGCUGUGGAGGGAAAGGCCAGGUUGUGCAAACGUCAAACCCAAUCAAAAGAAGACAUGCACAAGAACUAUCAAGACGACAAUUGCACAGAUCACAAAGAAAACUACAUGGGAGCUCUGCCAGAGAAAAAUGUCUGUUCUAAAAUAAUGGAAACACCAUCGAACGAACCCCAGAGUCGAGACACAAACCCAGACCUGUCUGAUCUCCGUAAAGACAUUGAAGCAGAACAUAUGGAUCAACUGAAAACCUUCGGAAAAAUGUCUGAUGAUUCACUGUUUAUAGAAAACAGGUCAAAUGAAACUGGGUCAGGAGGGUCGGCUACACCUAACACGUUACGGAAGCGACGCAUUAUUGAUCGGAACGUGCGGGUGAACGGGGUUCGAGACCUGAACGCGAGUGAGUUGAUGAGAGAGGUGGAGGAUGACUAUACAAGGUUGAACUAUAGUUACUCCAACGUGGAUGAUACAGACCUGAAGUUUCUGCAGAAGAGACUUGCACAGGCUGAACUUGCAGAUACACAGGACUGCAAUGAGGUCCCUGUGCGGGAUACAGACUCUGACCCGGAAACUCCCGGAUAUGCUCAGAACCUUGAUGACCCGGCAAACUCCAGAAAGAUUGCAAAAUUCAUUAGAGAUACGAAGAAACCAAAGUCAAUACUUCUCUCUGAUAAUACUAGCAGAUUGAAUAAGUCCAGCACGGCCAAUGGCAGCAGGGUGAGCUUCCGAAGUCCGUCACGCGAUGUGUCUGGUAACCUUACAUACGAGAUGGACUCGUUCUCCAGACAGCAGCAGAGGAUGCUGGGAUACGAUUGGAUAGCGGCGCUCAUUGAGAACGAUCCCAACGCUGUGAACCAAUCAGAAACGUUCUUUGAUGAGUUAAGGGAGUUCCGUAAACUGAACAUGCAGGAGUGCUCCAAUCAGAUGUACAUGGAUGGCCCCCAGGAAUUGUGGGAGCACCCUGAGAGGAGAACAGAAUGCCUCUAUAGUUAG
Messenger RNA from Dreissena polymorpha, 2121 nucleotides. RefSeq lists its product as uncharacterized. The coding region runs from base 655 to 2121 and encodes 488 amino acids. NCBI's taxonomy places the organism in Eukaryota, Metazoa, Mollusca, Bivalvia, Myida, Dreissenidae. Gene Ontology annotation, biological process: negative regulation of G2/M transition of mitotic cell cycle; negative regulation of cell migration. The record is from RefSeq and is a predicted model, not a curated record. The transcript has 9 exons.